AAAGCUUUAGGGGUUAAAACGAGUUUGAGCUUAAUUUCAUGGUCACAAGUCACAACUAACAAUUAUAACUCUGAGAGUAAAGUCAAAAGUCAAAUUAAAAAGGUCCCCCAAACCGACCCGUUAACUUCUGAUCAUAAUAGAGACUCCGCAAAGGAGAGAGAGAGAGAGAGAGAGAGAGAGAGAGAGAGAGAUGGGUCUGAUCUACGCAGCAGUGUUGUGCUUCCUUGUUGGAGUUUACGGUGCAAGAGCAGAGCAGUUGAGCACAAAAGAGUGUGAAAAUCUGGGGUUUUCGGGUCUAGCUCUGUGCUCCGAUUGUAGAACUCUUGUUGAGUAUGUUAAAGAUCAAGAGUUGGUUUCUGAAUGCUUGAGCUGUUGCACAGAAGACUCUGAUGAUGCCAUGAGUAAGGUUGUUUAUUCUGGAGCAAUUUUGGAAGUCUGCAUGAGAAAGCUGGUUUUCUAUCCUGAAGUCGUUGGGUUCAUUGAAGAAGAAAAGGAUAAGUUCCCUUGCGUAAAAAUUCAAUAUGCAUAUAAUUCUCCGCCAAAGUUGAUCAUGUUGGAUGAUCAUGGAGAGCACAUGGAAACCAUUAGAAUUGAUAACUGGAAACGCGAGCACAUAUUGCAGUUCUUGAAAGAGAAGGUUAAACCAUCAUCGGAUAUCUAAUGUGGCUGGUGGUAGAGUCCCGUUUGAUCAAGAGCGGCUUCAUGAGGAGCGGGCUUUUCUUAAACCUGCAUCUAGUUUCAGAAAGCUGAGAAUGUUUUUGAGUGAAGAGUCCGUAACAUGCAAUUACUAGCAACUUAUGAACUGGAUUCUAUGCUUUUACGUGCUUGAUGUAGUCAUCAGAUUUCAUGGUCCUGCUCUUUUCUUUUUCAACUUUCUUUCCUACCAA
Messenger RNA from Nicotiana tabacum (common tobacco), 887 nucleotides. RefSeq lists its product as uncharacterized. The record is from RefSeq and is a predicted model, not a curated record. Gene Ontology annotation, molecular function: aspartic-type endopeptidase activity; nucleic acid binding; oxidoreductase activity. NCBI's taxonomy places the organism in Eukaryota, Viridiplantae, Streptophyta, Magnoliopsida, Solanales, Solanaceae. Gene Ontology annotation, biological process: proteolysis; DNA integration. Gene Ontology annotation, cellular component: endoplasmic reticulum lumen.